UCUCCAGAAGGAAGUAACUGCGGUAGAGCUUCGUGUUCAAAACACUGUCAACGGAUCAACAACAAAAACAAGCAGCGCGAUCUGCUGACCUUUGUCAUUGUAUUUUGGAGUCAGGGGCUGUGGGACACCCCCAGCCCUGACCCACGAGGCCGCAGGUUAAGAGAUCCAUUCCUGGAUGCUGUACAUUCAUAGCCAUCGGGGGACUAGGAUCAAAACCCUACAGGAGGCCCACCAUCAAUGUGCUCCUAGUUGCCCUCCAGAUCAAAACUGAAGGUGUGAGAGUGUGAGGAGAGGUGAGAUGGAGUCAGAGGAGACAGAAGGACGCACUUUAGUGCAGGUAAUCAGUGAGAAGUACAGCCCGGAAAACUUCCCAUACUGCCGUGGGCCAGGAGUUGGAGUGGUGAUCCGGUCGAGUCCCCAGGGUUCACCUGUCAAAGAUCGUCUGAAUCUGCCCAGAAUCCUGGUUCUGGAUAGUUGUGGAAUCACAGAGGCCGGAGAUGAAGAGGAGGUGGCCACUUUCUGUGCUCACGUGGUUGAGUUAGACCUCUCUCACAACCAGUUAAAAGACUGGGGAGAGAUAAGUAAGAUCCUGUCUAACAUCCCUAACCUAGACUUUCUCAAUCUGAGUAUGAAUCCACUGAGAGGGUCAAGCCUUGAGCCUGGAGCUGCUGAAGCGUUCUCAGGCCUCCGCCGCCUUGUGCUCAAUAACACGCAUGUCACCUGGGACAUGGUGCACACACUUACACGAGAGAUCCUAGAGCUGGAGGAAUUGUUUUUGUGUCUGAACGAGUAUGAGAGCGUGAGUGUAUCAUCUAUACCGUGCCCGUCCCUGCGCCUGCUGCAUAUCACAGAUAACCAGCUGCAGAAUUGGGCGGAGGUUCGUAAGUUGGGCCUUAUAUAUCCAGGCCUGGUGUCUCUUAUUCUGGCAAACAACUCCCUCUCGUCUAUCCACGAGCCUGAGGACUCUCUACUGAGACUCUUCCCCAACCUGCGCAGCAUCAACCUACACAACUCAGGUCUAUGUUGCUGGGAGGACAUUGAGAAACUGAAUUUCUUCCCAAAGCUUCAAGAGGUCAGAGUGAUGGGUAUUCCUUUACUGCAGCCCUACACCGAUCAGGAGAGACGUUAUCUUAUGGUAGCACAGUUGCCUCAUGUGACUGUAUUGAACGGCAGUGUUGUCACUAAUGGAGAAAGAGAGGAUGCAGAACGCUUUUUCAUCCGCUACCACCUGGACUGCCCUGAGGAUGAGCUACCCCAGAGGUGUUUAGGAUGGUCAGAACAGGCACUUUAGUCUCUCUUCUCCAGCUCUUCAGCACCCUUGCUCCCAGAGGAGCUUUUUCUCAGGAUACCCUCUACCCCUUUGGACCCGCUCACAGGGAUUUAGAAACCCCUAAG
Molecule: messenger RNA, 1395 nt
Organism: Sinocyclocheilus grahami
Lineage: Eukaryota; Metazoa; Chordata; Actinopteri; Cypriniformes; Cyprinidae
Product: tubulin-specific chaperone cofactor E-like protein
Exons: 10
Coding region: 299-1291 (330 amino acids)
Biological process (GO): poly(A)+ mRNA export from nucleus
Cellular component (GO): nucleus
Molecular function (GO): RNA binding
Source: RefSeq, a predicted model, not a curated record